This is a messenger RNA of Dentiscutata heterogama, 307 nucleotides long. NCBI's taxonomy places the organism in Eukaryota, Fungi, Glomeromycota, Glomeromycetes, Diversisporales, Gigasporaceae. The record is from the annotation of a GenBank genome assembly.
AUGAGCGGAAUCUGGUAUAAUAGUUUUAACACGAAUCCUGGAAGACUCAUAGCAACUAGUCUUUUUGGUUGUGUUAACAACCUAUAUCAAAUCGCAUUAUUUGAUAAAAAUGAUAAACCGACAAAUUAUUAUAUUACCGUUGAUGAAGAUGAUCGAAAUUUGAUUAAGAAACAUAAGUGGUAUCUCACGAAUGAGAUUGUAGUAAAUGAGAAUGGUGUUGCUUUAACAGAAUUUCUUAUCGGUGCCAGCAAUGUUAAACUGAAGGAAGGAAAAAAAUAUUUUUCACGAAAGAAUCUCGUGAUUUGUG